Salvelinus namaycush (lake trout) is the source of this 2258-nucleotide messenger RNA. RefSeq names its product zinc finger protein 606-like. Lineage: Eukaryota; Metazoa; Chordata; Actinopteri; Salmoniformes; Salmonidae. Gene Ontology annotation, biological process: regulation of transcription by RNA polymerase II. Gene Ontology annotation, molecular function: DNA-binding transcription factor activity; RNA polymerase II cis-regulatory region sequence-specific DNA binding. The record is from RefSeq and is a predicted model, not a curated record. The coding region runs from base 196 to 2034 and encodes 612 amino acids. The transcript is spliced from 7 exons.
CGGAAGUAAACGACCAAGAACAAUUUCCACGUUCGCGUUUUUAUUUAGACGUUUAUUAACACCAUGGAACUCAAAUUAUGACUAAUUUAACUGCACAACAUCACAUACUUACCCCACGUAGUAUUUAAUUCGCGUUGGAGAGAGGUUGACUUGGUUGAUAUAUGUUUUCUAGGUAAUCCUAGUUAGCUGCUAACAAUGGCUAACUGUAUGGUUUUUCACACUCAAAUAGCCUCCAUCAUGGAGGUGCUAGCGAAUGCCGCCGUGGCAGAGAUCUGUAAACUCGUAGACGACGACUAUGCAGUGUUUCGUUUGGAAAUUUCUCAAGGCCAGAAAGAAAACAGGGGAUUGCGGAGGAAACUACAGUUACUGGAACUGAAAGGGGCACGAGAGCGCGUUCUCGCCAGUCGUCCCAGUAGUGUCAAGAUCCUCGACCGGUACAGAGGAUUGGCAAGAGGUGAAGGACAUCUCACUCGAGGCCACAAGAGCUUUGUGAAGCCAGCGGGACACAAUACAUGGAGUGAUGACCAACCAAUCACUGUUGAUGAGGGGAGUGGAACCUCAAACCAGCACGUUAUCGUGAUAGAGUCUGCAGAUGCAGAGUCUGCAGGUCCUGGGGUUAAGCAGGAGAGGUCUGAAGGGGAGGAUGACCUACGGCACAGCAGAGAUCCUGUAGUCACGGAGGACCCCACCACUGCCCCAGCGCAGCCUCGAACCCGGCGCAGUAUCACGGAGGAGGAGGGUCCAGAGGUGCUGCUGGGGAACCCUGAGGGGUCCAUGGUCAUGGAGGACAGCCAGACUACACCUCCUCCACAACCCACAGAGGAACCAGCUGAGCAGCACAGGACCACACACAGUCUCACUGAGUCAGCAGACAUGGAGGAUGGGAAGCCUGAUCUGCUGCUGGUCAAAGAGGAGACAAUAGAAGAUGGACCAGAGAGCAUUGAUCUGCUGAGUGGACUAAAGAUGGGAGAGCAAGGUGGUUGGCUGGAGGCUAAUAGAGGAGACUGGGCGACCAUCUUGGAUUCCCAGACCCAGACUGAUGCAGCCAAGGGCCCAGGGGACAACAUCACUGAGCAUGCCACAACCAGAGGCGAUUUGGUGGAGUCUGCAGUCCAUGAGGACCUGCUGAUAUCCGGUGUUGCUGGUAGGAGAGACUGGAUCUCUGAGGUGACUGGUCACAAACCCUUGCCCCGGAUCAGGACACUGGAUCAAGAGCCGUCACGGUUCCUUCUUGAGUCGGAACCAGGACCCAACCCCGAGGGACAGAGACUCCACCACCACACAGAAGACAACCAGUGGACAGGUGGACUGAACAACCUCAGUCCUGGUGGUCAUCAGAGAGACAGAGGCUCCAGUCAGGUAUCCAAUCUGCAGCCCAGACCCUUCUCUUCACAGUCUCAGUGCAGGGAUGUAGCAGGGCCUGGGGCCGAUAGAGAUAGACCCUCCUGUUCCUAUGAUACAAACACCACAGUAUCCAUGAUGAACAGAGCAGGUUACCCUGGCCUUCAGCCUUCACAGAGAGCGGUGGGAGACGCCCCUGGUGGUAGUCUAUCAGCAAGUCUGUCUUCUCCUUCAGGGUCUCGUCUAAAGCCUGGUGACUGGGUUCAUAGACAGCCUGGACCUGGGUCUAGUUUUCCUGGUCAUGGUUACCCCACGAAUACAGACAGGGUCAGGAUGGGCAUUCAUCACAAGAGGUACCUAACCUAUAACAAUCCCAACAACACCCAAACAACGGCUAGAGAUCGAGGGAUCUCAAAGACUCACCACCUGAGGGUGGUGGCUCCUGCUUCUACCUCCUCUGGUGUCAUUGGGUCACAACGUGAGUGGCCGAGCGUUAGGACGGACGCCGACAAGCCUUACUCCUGCCCCACGUGUGGGAAGUGCUUCGCUAGGGCAAACUAUUUGAAGGAGCACCAGACCGUUCACACCAAGGAGAGGCCCUUCAAGUGCAAACUAUGUUACAAGAGCUUCUCUUUCCUGACUAACCUUACCAGACAUAAGAGUGUCCACAACGGAAAGAGCAGUGUGGCUUGAGAUGUACACAGGGGAUAUCUGGGAACCUUUCUUUAGCUGACAUAUUAUAGUUAUCGUGUGAAGUGUCUUGGGAUGAGAGGGUAAUUAAUCACAUACCCCUCAACCCUUUGUUAACUGUAAAUACCUGUUUUCAGACAGUAAACCUGGGCUAGAACAAGGACAGUUGAAUAUUUACCUUACUGAGGUGAUGUAGAUGGAAUAAAGUCAUUAUUUUCUACUCUAUU